Oncorhynchus mykiss (rainbow trout) is the source of this 1111-nucleotide messenger RNA. RefSeq names its product tax1-binding protein 3. Lineage: Eukaryota; Metazoa; Chordata; Actinopteri; Salmoniformes; Salmonidae. Gene Ontology annotation, cellular component: adherens junction; postsynaptic density; postsynaptic membrane. The record is from RefSeq and is a predicted model, not a curated record. Gene Ontology annotation, molecular function: protein kinase binding. Gene Ontology annotation, biological process: cell-cell adhesion; neurotransmitter receptor transport, endosome to postsynaptic membrane; embryo development.
GGUUCCUAGAGUAAACGGUGUCGGUUACGAAACGUUUUACAACGGAAUCCGAUUAAUAAAUACACCCCAGAAUCCAUGACGAUGACUAACCACGAAAAGGCAGUAUGACAUCACCAACCCUGCCUUUACUUGCCAGGAAUCAUUUGCUAGUUGUUGUUACUCACACAAAGGGAAGCUGCUUCGAAUACUGUAUAAUUUCAUCAAAGGAACAAAAACUACUAUAGAUCGCUCAGUUAUUUGCAAUCGCGGAGAAACACAAAACAAUUGUGUCCGAGUUUCCGUCUGAAACGAUGUCUUUCAUCCCAGGACAACCAGUUACUGCUGUUGUGCAACGAAUUGAAAUCUGCAAACUUCGCCAGGGUGAACAUUUGAUCCUGGGUUUCAGCAUUGGAGGGGGAAUAGACCAAGACCCUGGUCAGAACCCCUUCUCUGAAGACAAGUCCGACAAGGGCAUCUAUGUGACACGGGUGACACCAGGGGGACCAGCAGAAGUUGCGGGCUUGAUGAUGGGAGACAAAGUAAUGCAGGUAAAUGGAUGGGAUAUGACCAUGGUGACACACGACCAGGCACGCAAACGGCUGACGAAGAAGAAUGAAGACAUUGUGCGGCUACUGGUGACCAGGAAAUCGCUGGAGCAGGCUGUCAGACAUUCUAUGAUGUAAUGACUCAAACGCUAGUCUUUUAGUGCAGACAGAGUUUGCUAUCAGACGUGAGACAAUGCCAGUGACCGAGAGCAUAGUAUUUCAAAUCUUUUAUCACAUACUGUAAGUUUGGGGUGAAUUCCACAUCAAUUCUGUCAAUUCAGGAGAUGUAAUGAAAUUGAAAAGUGCAAUUUAUUUCAUGAAGGAUUCCUGAGUUGAAUUGCAAAGGAAUUGAUUAUGGCUGUACUCACAUAUUCCCAAACAGGGUACACUCCAUUUAUACCAUGUCUCUACAAUUCAUCAGUGUGAUUCUAGUUAUUGGGAUCAUUAACGCCUUUAACUAGCUGACUUGUGUAUUACUUUUUCAGUUAUUAGUACAUUUCAUGAUCUCAGUCAUAAUUUGAUUUAAUCUACAUUUUAUAUCUAUGUUUUCGAGUCCAUGUCUGUACAAGCCAAAAGAAAACAUUUUU